AUGGUCGGCGUUGCAGGAAGAUCCAAGGGUUGUCGGACAUGUCGGCAGCGGAAGAAGGGUUGUGAUCUCCAACAGCCAAUCUGCGGCAACUGCUCAAGGCUUAACAUCACAUGUGAAUAUGACCGACGACAGGUCUUCAUCAACGUAACGGGGCCGGGGAAGGCUGGACGGACAACAUUCAAGCCGUCUUGUACCGAUGUAGUGCUCCCACAUUCGCUGGCUCGCUCUGCGUAUGAGGACAAAUACAUCAGCCUCCUGUGGGAUGCCUGGUCCCCAUGUGGAACUCCUUCCGCCGAAAUAUCUGCCAACUACCCUGUCUACAGCUGGGUCUCUUCGGCUAGGGACCUUUACCACGAUGACGAUGGGCUGCGUCGAACCUUGAUUGCCAUGUCCUUGAGCACUCUAGGACAAAAGGAUGGCCAGGCAUAUUCCACUGCGAAGGGGUUCCAGACGUACGUUCAGGCUUUGAGUGAGGUGAAUCUUCUAUACGGAACGCAGGAGCGCGUCCAGGCCGACGGAUCUCAGGUGAAAAGCUGGCAUAACCACAACUUGGGUGAGCUAGCUCUUAUCCAACAAAGAGGCCCCAAGUCGUUUAUUGAAGGCCACGCACACCAUAUCUUCUCGGGAGUAAGAAUGCACCUCGCCAUAGCUGGGUGCAUGAGCAGAAAGAGAAGCUUCCUUAGCGACAUGGCAUGGAAGACAGUUCCGUGGGCCAAAAUCCCAAAGACCCCAAAGGACGUCAUGCUAGACAUUCUCACCGACGUCCCAGCUUUACUCGAGGAAGUCGACAUUUUGAAAAGCAACCCAAGCGGCUACAAUUGUCAGCGCUUCAUGAAGACAUACCAGCGUCUGGACCGGGAGAUUGUAUGGUGGCUCGAAAAUCUCAGCCCGCCCACCGACAUCCUCCACGAUUUACACGAGCGGAAAUACAAAAACCCCACAGCCGACGAACUCGCCGUCGCCCACGUCAUGACAUGCUCCUGGACUGUCUGUAUUUUAGUCUACAGCUCACUUCACGCAGUGCUGAGUAGCACCUUCAAUUUACCAGGUAUCGAGGUGAUGGAGCUGGCAGAGCGGACAAACCCGCGGCCAUACUGUCUCUUGAUCGCUGACACCGUUGAGGUCUUCUUCCAACCCGAAGCUGGAACCUUUGGAAUGCACGCAGCCCCGUUUCCCAUCGGCAUGGCCAUCAAGUAUCUAAUGCUCACCGAAGGCUUCUCCUCCAAAGACUGCAUGAGACUCAUAGGAUACUUCAGUAGGCAAAGUGGUGGUGCUGCUAUGGGUAGUUUCUUGGCAAACACACUCUUUGUAUGGAACUAG
This is a messenger RNA of Colletotrichum siamense, 1320 nucleotides long. RefSeq lists its product as uncharacterized. The record is from RefSeq and is a predicted model, not a curated record. Lineage: Eukaryota; Fungi; Ascomycota; Sordariomycetes; Glomerellales; Glomerellaceae. Gene Ontology annotation, biological process: regulation of DNA-templated transcription. Bases 1 to 1320 code for a protein of 439 amino acids. The transcript has 4 exons. Gene Ontology annotation, molecular function: DNA-binding transcription factor activity, RNA polymerase II-specific; zinc ion binding.